UCUGAGCACCCUCGUGAGAGUUACUUGGGCAUGGACCGCGUCUUUGCGCUUUCUAUUCGCGUUCUGCGAGUCCCGGAUCUCGACCCAAACAACAAGUAUUUGGCUUUGGGUCGACGUGGGGACGAGGACCUCGAGAGGACCUUUUGGUUGCCAGUAGAAACAUACUGACACCUGAUUGCAACGCUUUACUGACCGGCAGCCGCACUCACCUGACAUCACUGGCGCGUACGACACAGCCACAGUAUACGAACACUCACUCAACACUACUUCCCUUUCAGGUAGCCUCCCUUCACAACAUCCCCUCAUCAAUACUUUUCGAGAUGGCGUUAUAUCAACCCUCCAACAAUAACGCCACAGCUACCGCUAUCUCCAUGUCUCUCAGCCACGAUGACGAGCCCCUUGAGCGCUCCUUGUCUUCUCUAGUUCCAACGACCGUGGGCCGCAACCAACGCCGCCGCAUACCCAUGCUCGAAAUCGACGAGGAUGGGAUCGAGGAUAUUCAGGUCCCCUUAAUUCCAGCGAUCGGACGGAUCGAGGACUUGAUUCGAUAUCCUUCACCGCCGUCCUCGCCGCCAUCACCGUCAACACCCAUCAUCAGACCAGUGCCCGACCACGGGGCAACGCCAAUACCUGACUUCGACCUGCAAGACCUGUUUGCACCAGCGCCGGUCCGUGGGUCGGUCAUCCGGACGAACGAGGAUGUCCUCUGGCGUACUUACAAUGGAGUUAGUGGGGCGGGUGGUGCUCCACUUGAGCGUCUCCUGCCAGUUAUACGUGUCGUGCCAGAUGAGGAGGACUCUUCUUCGACGCGGCCACAACGUCGACGACACCCACGGCUUCGAUCUGUAUCAGAAACCCCCCAACGUCUCGAAUUCUUUCCACCCUUUCGGUACUCUGCAUCAACUAUCCGGACAAGGGCGGCGACCGAGGAGGGCAGGCGGGAGACAAGUUUACCGAUGCUGGGUAGGCCGACUUUGACACCAAGCCAACAGGCGGAGGAUCUUGCGGGCUUGAUAUACACCUUUACUGAGCAUAUUGCUCGGGUGCGACUUUGGGCGAGGAGAAACGGAUUAGAUGGGAAUGAGGGUUGAAAGACGGUGGAACUAGACAGGUUUCCCUGGAGUGAGUGUUCAAGGGGUCCUUGGUGUUGGUAGAAGCGACUGGCCAAGAGCAGAGGACCGUGUUUCUUCGACCAUGUAUGAGUGCUACUGAGAUAGAAGAUAAUAGUAUAUGGAAAAUGACAACUCGU
Molecule: messenger RNA, 1249 nt
Organism: Cladophialophora immunda
Lineage: Eukaryota; Fungi; Ascomycota; Eurotiomycetes; Chaetothyriales; Herpotrichiellaceae
Exons: 2
Coding region: 321-1091 (256 amino acids)
Source: RefSeq, a predicted model, not a curated record